Stegodyphus dumicola is the source of this 3141-nucleotide messenger RNA. It is a transcript of the gene BTBD9, whose product is annotated as BTB (POZ) domain containing 9. Gene Ontology annotation, biological process: modulation of chemical synaptic transmission; adult locomotory behavior; circadian behavior. Lineage: Eukaryota; Metazoa; Arthropoda; Arachnida; Araneae; Eresidae. Gene Ontology annotation, molecular function: protein binding. The record is from RefSeq and is a predicted model, not a curated record. Gene Ontology annotation, cellular component: cytoplasm.
UUGUACACUGUGUAAUUUUGCUACUGUAUUAUGUAGAGUUUGAUACUUAUUUGUUUUUGUACUAUUUUAGAAAGAAAACAUAAUAGCUAACAAAUAUAACGACACAACUAAUUCAUACAAACGGUAUUUUAGAUCCAAAGGCUACCUCUAGAAUGAUUUACAUUUCUGUUUGUAUUGUGGGUCAUUUAAUUUGCAAACAUUUUUAGUAUCUGUAUAAGUAAUUCUAUAUAAUAUUGAAAUUUUUGGACGUAACGGAAACUCUUAUUGACAUUUUUCUGUUCAGUUAGGCUUCAGGUAGUUUUGAAAUUACUAUGAAGAUCACUGCUGUUUUCAUUUGCCUAUUAGAAUGAGUGACAGCCAUCAUCUUGGGACAUCUCCAUCUCUUGGAGAAGUAGAACAUAUCACACAUCUUUCUGAGCAUAUUGGCUCACUUUUCUGGAAUGAAGAUUAUAGUGAUAUUGUAUUACUAAUUGAAGGUCAGCGAAUACCCAGCCACAAAGUGAUCCUUGCUUCAAGAAGUGAAUAUUUUCGUGCUUUAUUAUAUGGUGGUUUAAGAGAAUCUCAAGAAGCGGAAGUUGAAUUGAAGGGAACAUCGCUGUCUGCAUUCAAAGUUCUCCUUAAAUAUAUUUAUACUGGUCAUAUGACAUUAGCCUCCCUUAAGGAGGAAAUGGUUCUUGAUAUUCUGGGUUUGGCACAUCAGUAUGGCUUUGUUGAAUUAGAAACAGCUAUUUCCGACUACUUAAAAGCUAUUCUGAAUAUUCGUAAUGUGUGUAUGAUAUACGAUAUGGCUAGUUUAUUUCACCUGUCUUCCCUUGCUGAUGUUUGUUGUAGUUUUGUUGAUCGUAAUGCUCUUGAUAUAAUUCAUCAUGAAUCAUUUCUUACAUUGUCUGCCUCUGCCCUGAAAGAAAUGAUCAGCAGAGAUUCUUUUUGUGCUUCUGAAGUAGACAUUUUUCGUGCUGUUUGUGAGUGGGCACAGCAGAAUCCAGAUGUUGACAUGAGGGAGAUAUUGUCAGCUGUUCGAUUGCCUCUUAUGGCAUUACCAGACCUACUUAAUGUUGUCCGGCCUACUGGUUUGGUUAGUGCAGAUACUAUAUUAGAUGCCAUUAAAGCAAGAACUGAGAGCAGAGACACCGAUUUAAAAUAUCGAGGGUAUCUGAUGCCUGAAGAAAAUGUGGCAUCACCAAAACAUGGUGCUCAGGUUUUACAUGGUGAGUUGCGAUCUGCUCUCCUUGAUGGUGAUGUGCAUACAUAUGACAUGGAAAGAGGUUUCACAAGGCAUCCUAUUGAUGAUAAUAAUGGCCAAGGAAUUCUUGUUAUGCUAGGGAGGCAGUGUAUAAUUAACCAUAUGCAUAUGCUUCUGUGGGACAGAGAUAUAAGGUCCUAUUCAUAUUACAUUGAAGUUUCAGUUGAUCAGAAAGAUUGGGUGAAAGUUAUUGAUCACACUCGUUACUUGUGUCGAUCAUGGCAACAGUUGUAUUUCAAGCCCCGUGUAGUUAGGUACAUUAGAAUUGUUGGCACUCAUAAUACAGUAAAUAGGGUUUUCCAUCUUGUAUCAUUUGAAUGUAUGUACACAAACAGCCCGUUUAGGUUGGAGAAAGAUUUACUUUAUCCUCUUCAUAAUGUGGCUACAGUGUCUGCAAGUGCAUGGGUUACAGAAGGUGUCAGUCGUAGUAGAAAUGCUUUAAUAAAUGGAGAUACUGAGAAUUAUGACUGGGACUCUGGUUAUACUUGUCAUCAGCUAGGCAGUGGGGCUAUAGUUGUUCAGCUUGCCCAGCCUUUCAUACUAGAUUCUAUGAGAAUGCUGUUAUGGGACUGUGAUGAUCGGAGUUACAGUUACUAUAUCGAAGUAUCUACAGAUCAACAGCACUGGCAUAUGGUAACUGAUAAAAGAAAUGAAGCUUGCCGUGGUUGGCAAACCAUCAUAUUUCCACCCAGACCUGUCGUUUUCAUACGCAUUGUAGGAACUCAUAAUACUGCAAAUGAGGUAUUUCACUGUGUGCAUUUCGAAUGUCCGGCCCAAAUUCCCUCAUCUCCAAAUUCUUCUAGUAGCAGUUUGACUGAUGUAGGAGCUAAUUUUGAAGAAUUUCUGAAAACUGAAAGUGAGCAGCAAACAUAACACAUGUGCUUAUGUGUGACUCGCAAUUCUGGGAAAUGUGUGUAAAAAAAAUGAUUGUGAUAACUGAAUGAAGUGUGCUUACUUGAAUCAUUGCAAAGAACUUCCUUUCUUUUAGAUGUUGCAUUUUCCAACAAAGAUCUGAUGUAUAAUAUUCUAUUUAUUUUAUGAAUCUUCUUGCUUAUUUCAAGGGAUUCUGUUUAUUGUCUUGUGUAGCUUGUGUUUAUGAAUGUAUAUCUGGUUAAAAUGCUCAAGAUUUUGUGAUCUCCAAAUGCAUUUUCUCCUGUGUUUUUAAAACAUUUGUGAUAAAUUUAUUAAAUUAAAAAUUUUAGAGUUAGUUAUUUUUGCAUUAGGAUCAAUUUGUUUUAGCCAAGCUGUCAUUCACAUGUAAAGUCCUUUUUAUGUAACUAAAGAGUAUUUGCUACACAGCUGUAUAACAUACGUUUCACUGCAAUUCUAUGUUUGGAAAUCAAACUCUUUUUGACACUGAAUAUCAGUUUAUAUAUUUUAGCUUUCCUUAAUUUGAAAUGUGUAAAUUUUGGGAACAAAAAAGACUGAUUAUUGCAGAUUUUGUGCGUUUUAACCUUAUAACAUAUUGACACUGGUUUCUCUGGUUCCAGAAACUAAAAUUUCAGUGCCACAGAAAACUGGAAAUUUGUAUCACUUGUGUUAAUGCUUAUAUGCUUAUACAGACAUUUUUAUCCUGAAUAGAUUUAUAUAGUAUAUAAUAGUUCUUUUUCAUAAGUUUUAGAGAUGUAGAUUGUAAUUUUCAUGAUUUGUGAAAUUUUAAAUAUCUUCAUGUAUUGUUUUUAAGCUAUACUCUGUACUACAGCAAUAAUGCAUUGUAUUUAUUGGAAGAUUUGUGUCAGCGAUUAUUCAAUUUUAAGAUCUGCAGCUCAUAGCUCUAACACUUUAUUUGUCCAAAGUGUGUAUGUGAUAAAAGUCUAUUCUGCUGAUAUUCCUAUCUUGUCAUAGAGCUUUGUAGAAAAAGUGUGUGAAUGAAUGCAAUAAACUUUUUUUUAAUUAAA